Messenger RNA from Cryptomeria japonica (Japanese cedar), 2171 nucleotides. Its product is annotated as heterogeneous nuclear ribonucleoprotein Q-like. The record is from RefSeq and is a predicted model, not a curated record. Gene Ontology annotation, molecular function: mRNA binding. Bases 88 to 2034 code for a protein of 648 amino acids. Gene Ontology annotation, cellular component: nucleus. The transcript has a single exon. Lineage: Eukaryota; Viridiplantae; Streptophyta; Pinopsida; Cupressales; Cupressaceae.
UGCCCCAUCCGGCACGAUAACGUGCCGGGUGUUGCAGGCAGUUCUAAAGUCGGACUAAAUUAUCUUCCUCGAUUUUCUUGUGCGAAAAUGUUUCGAGCAUUUGAAGACGAAGAGGACGACGGUUUAUUGUCAUUUUUAUCUUUAGACUGUCAAAAACCAUUAUAUAUUUACCAAGUUUUGGUGCUUUUGUUGCAUCAUUUUGUGUUUCCAAUUCUGAAGAUGAUGGCCAAUUCCAGUGAGGAGGAAAUCGACAUUGGUGGAUAUGACGAAGAGCCUGAAGCUCAAUCCAUGGAAUUGCAAGCAGAGAAUUAUAUUGGGCAACAAGAUAGUGAUGUUGAUAUUACACAGAACGAUGAGGAUCGACAAGAAACAGAGUCUGGUGAUGAUGAUGAAGUUGAAGGGGUUUAUGAUGCUUCAAAUGCUUCGGAAGGAUCUUCUGAAGAUGAAGAUUCUCGGGAACAUGAGAAUAAUGAAGUAGGUAUUGUGUUUGAUAGAGAAAAAGAUGAAGAAGAUGAGGAAUUGUUGGCUCUUCCUCCUCAUGGGACUCAAAUUUUUAUAGCCAAUCUCUCUAGAGAAGUUACAGAGGAAGACUUGAGAAAUCUCUGCAGAGUAUGUGGAGAGGUGGUGGAUAUUACUAUCGAUUGGGAAGAAAAUACACAGAGGACACAUGCCUUUGUUACUUUUACAAGCAAAAGAGUUGCAGACAGGGCCAUACGAGAGCUGAAUGGUAGGGUUUGCAAGGAUAGGGAAAUUAGGGUUUUGAAACACCAAGCAAAGAAUCGUUUGUUUCUUGGCAACAUCCCAUCUCAUUUGAAAGAAGAGGAUGUUGCAAAAAGGGUGUCUGAGCAGGGCCCCGGAUUUGAGCACAUACAACUGAUUAAGGGUGCAGAUGAUUCCUCAAGGAAUCGUAGGUUUGGCUUUGCUGAUUACUAUAAUCAUGCCUGUGCUGAAAAAUCAAUGAAAAACAUGAUACGGUCUCAGUUUAUGUUGGAAGGCAAGGUCAUAACUGUGCAGUGGGCGAAAAACAAUGGUAGCUCUGAACGGAUGAAGCAAGUGCAUGUGAGUAAUUUGCCUGAGAAUGUCACAGAAGAACAGAUGAGAGAAUUGUUUAGCCCACAUGGAGAGAUCACAAAAGUUCUGCUUUUUCCACUGAAGAAUUAUGGUUUUGUUCACUUUGCAGAGCAUCCCAGUGCUCUGAAAGCAAUUGAUAAGUCAGAGAAAUAUGUGAUUGAGGGGCAUGAGUUGAUUGCUAGCAUGGCAAGACAAAAAGGUGAGAGAAAACCCCCGUCUCAACAGAGCAUGGGACAUUACAGCUAUCCAUCUCGGAUACCAAAUUAUACACAUUAUGGCCAGUCUCAACAGAGUAUGGGACACUACAGCUAUCCAUCUCAGAUGCCAAAUUAUCCAUAUUAUGUUUAUGGUGCAAACAAUGCGUAUGAAAGCACGAGACUUGAUAAUGGUAGGACUGCAUAUAUGUUACAAUCACCAACAAAUUUGAUGGGUGCAUUUGCAGCUCCGUUUAUAUCACCUGGAUCUGCUUCUUAUGGAACUAUAUCAAAUUCAAAUAGGUCAAGUGGUGGAAUAAGAUCUGAUUACAGCCCCACUGAAAGAAAUUAUUCAAUUAGAUCAAGUGGAGAAAGAAGAUCUUAUAACAGGCUUGAUCAAAGAAAUUAUUCAAUUAGAUCAAGUGGAGAUAGAAGAUCUCAAGGCAGUCCUGCUCAAAGAAAUUACUCAAUUAGAUCAAGUGGAGAUAGAAGAUCUCUUUACAGUCCUGCUCAAAGAAAUUACUCAAUUAGAUCAAGUGGAGAUAGAAGAUCUCAUUACAGUCCUGCUCAAAGAGAUUAUUCAAUUAGAGCAAAUGGAGAAAGAAGAUCUCAUUACAGUCCUGCUGAAACAAAUUAUUCAAUUAGAUCAAUUGGAGAAAGAAGAUCUCAUUGCAAUCCUACUGAAAGAAGUUCAAGGAAUUAUGGUUCAAGAAAAUCAGGUAGGAAUGAUGAGAGACCGUCAAGAAGCCGACGUUUUGGUCCCUACUGAUCUCUUCAAAUCCGAAGUUCGAUACAAAGGCUUCAAUUUCUCUGCUGCAAAGCUGUGUUUAAUAAAUGUCAAAUGAUUUUGCCAUGCCUUCUUGCUCUUGAAGGAUGUCAACCAUUCAAUUCUGUAAUAAAAAGUUU